GUGCUCGAACCCCAAACGCGCGCUUCCUCGCCUUAGAAAAAGAGUUCUUAAAAACUAUCGUUUACACACAGCCAGAUGCCUGCCAUCUUUACGCCCGUUGCGUCGCUCAAGGGCCAGAGCGUCGCCUCCGCCACGCAGUUCUCGCGGGCUGACAUCGACGCCUUAAUCCAACUGGCGCUCGACAUGCGGGCCCACAUUGAAGCGGGCAACACCAUCGACGCGCUGCACGGUCGCGUGAUGACGCCGCUCUUCUUCGAGGACAGCUCCCGCACCCUUUCCAGUUUCUGCGCCGCGAUGAUGCGCCUGGGUGGCAACGUCGUGAACUUCAAGGUGGAGACGUCGUCAGUGAACAAGGGCGAGACGCUGCAGGACACCGUGCGCACGCUGGACGCGUACAGCGACGUGCUGGUGCUGCGGCAUCCGAAGGAGGAGGCGCUGGAGCAGGCCAUCGGUGCCGCCACGCACCCGGUCAUGAACGCCGGCAACGGUGCGGGGGAGCACCCCUCGCAGGCGCUGCUGGACACGCUGACCAUCCACGCCGAGCUCGGCGCCGUCGACGGGAUCACCAUCGCCCUGAUUGGGGAUCUCAAGAAGGGGCGCACGGUGCACUCCUUGCUGAAACUGCUGACGCAUAACUUCGACCUCAAGAAGGUGUACCUGGUGGCCCCGGCAGGGCUGGAGAUGCCGCAGGAGGUUCUGGACCACGUGUCGGCCGAUGUGCAGCGGCGCGGGAUUCAGCUGGAGCAGGCUGCUGGUCUCACACCGACGAUUGUCGGCGACUGCGAUGUGCUCUACACAACGCGGCUGCAGAAGGAGCGCUUCGAGGCGUCCGCAACCGGAGACGCGGACGCCAUGGCGGCUUUUGCGGCGGCCAAGUCGGGUCUGCUGAUCGACAAGGCGCGUCUUGCGGACGCCAAGGCGAAGAUGAUCGUCAUGCACCCGCUGCCCCGUGUGGACGAGCUGAGCGUCGACGUCGACAGCGAUCCCCGUGCGGCGUACUUCCGUCAGAUGCGCUACGGCCUGUUCAUGCGCAUGGCCAUCCUCUUCAGCGUCCUGGCAUGA
Molecule: messenger RNA, 1062 nt
Organism: Leptomonas pyrrhocoris
Lineage: Eukaryota; Euglenozoa; Kinetoplastea; Trypanosomatida; Trypanosomatidae
Product: putative aspartate carbamoyltransferase
Exons: 1
Coding region: 76-1062 (328 amino acids)
Biological process (GO): amino acid metabolic process; 'de novo' pyrimidine nucleobase biosynthetic process
Molecular function (GO): aspartate carbamoyltransferase activity; amino acid binding
Source: RefSeq, a predicted model, not a curated record